AUGGAUGCGGACUUGUACGACGAAUUUGGGAAUUACAUAGGUCCAAAUAUUUUAUCCGAUGAAGAGGUAGAGGAGGAUGCUGAUAGCGUUGCUGAAGAAGAACCAGAGGAAAAGGAGGAUCACAGUCACGCCAUGCAACUGCUCGAGAAAACUGAUGAGGCUUUCUCAGUAUCGGUGGUUCUACAUGAUGAUAAGAAGUAUUAUCCUAGUGCACUUGAAGUCUAUGGGCCUGAUGUUGAAACCUUGGUUCAAGAGGAGGAUGCUCAACCCUUGACUCAGCCUCUGAUUGAGCCCAUCAAAAGGAAGAAUUUUGCCUACUCUGAAUAUUCCUUGCCUGAGACUACGUAUGAUCCAGAGUUCUUGGCUGACCUUAUGGAUUGUCCCGAACUCAUUCGCAGCGUUGCGUUCUGUGGGCAUCUGCAUCACGGAAAAACGUCAUUUGUCGAUUGCCUUAUAGAGCAAACGCACCCGGAUAUUAGGGCAAAGGAAGACAAGGAUUUGCGGUAUACGGACUAUCUCAAACUUGAAAUUGAGCGUGGUUUGAGUGUUAAAUCUACUCCGAUGACGUUAGUUCUGUCUGACCUAAAGAAUAAAUCAUAUCUUCUUAACAUUUUUGAUACCCCUGGUCAUGUGAAUUUCUCUGAUGAGGUGACGGCGGCCUUCCGCCUGUGUGAUGCUGUGUGCAUAUUUGUGGAUGUCAGUGAGGGUGUUUUGAUGAACACAGAACGGCUGAUUAAACAUGCACUUCAGGAACACCUCCCCAUUCUUCUUUGCCUCAACAAAAUUGACCGGCUUGUUCUCGAGCUUAAGCUACCGCCAAAUGAUGCUUACUAUAAGAUCAAGAACAUUAUCGACGAGGUCAACUCUUUAAUUUCCACUUUCUCAGAGGGAGCUGGUGUAUCUCUCGAACCGCAGCAUAUAGUUAGUCCACUUCUAGGCAACGUGUGCUUUGCAAGUUCCUACUAUCGAUUCUGCUUUACAUUGGAAUCUUUUGCUAAAAUCUACACUGACACUUUUGCUGAUUCUGUCGACUUCAGGAGCUUUGCCAAGCGACUUUGGGGCGACCAGUACUUCAGUUCAGACUCGAGAACCUUCAAAUCGAAGCCGCCAACUGCAUCCUCCGUUCGCUCCUUCGUGGAGUUCAUUCUCGAGCCAAUCUACAAAAUAUUUGCUCAGACCGCCGGAGAUGUUGACACUUGUUUGCCUAAACUUUGCAAUGAACUUGGCAUUCAUCUUUCUAAGUCGGAAUUCAGACUCAACGUCCGUCCUUUGUUGCGGAUUAUUUUUAGUCGAUUCUUUGGUGAUUUUUCUGGUUUCGUUUCAAUGUGUGUGAAACAUGUGCCCAGUCCGGUGGAAAGCGCUAGAGUGAAGAUUAGUCACACUUACUCGGGUCCUCUGGACUCCGCCAUCGCGCGAGAUAUGAUCGCAUGCCGUGCGGAGUCACCACAUCUCAUGGUGCAUACAACAAAGCUAUACCCCGAUGAGGAUGCUGUUUCUUUCCACGCAUUUGGACGCGUUCUCUCCGGCCGUUUGGAAGCUGGACAGGAUGUACGGGUGCUUGGGGAGGCGUACUCCCUUAACGAUGAAGAGGAUUCUCGUCCCGCUGUUGUUGGGCGACUCUGGAUCUUUUGCGGCCGAUAUCGUCUUGAGGUGAAUCGUGUGCCUGCAGGCAACUGGGUACUGAUAGAGGGUGUAGAUCAAGCGAUUGUCAAGACGUCAACAAUCACAUCUGCUCAUUCGGAUAAUGAAGCUUUCAUCUUUCAUCCACUUACAUUCAAUACUAUCUCAAUCGUCAAGAUCUCUGUUGAACCGGCUAAUCCCUCAGAGCUUCCAAAAAUGCUUGAUGGUCUGAGGAAGGUUAACAAAAGUUACCCCUUGCUUAUGACAAAGGUGGAGGAGUCGGGUGAACGGAUUAUUCGAGGGACGGGAGAGCUCUACCUCGACUGUGUAAUGCAUGACCUCCGCAAGCUCUAUUCUGACAUUGAGGUUAAAGUAGCCGAUCCUGUCGUAGCGUUCUGUGAAACUGUCGUUGAAACCUCGUCCCUAAAGUGCUUUUCAGAGUCACCGAAUAAGAAGAACAAGAUCACCAUGAUAGCCGAACCACUUGAUAAGGGUCUGGCGGAAGAUAUUGAAAAUAAAGUGGUUCGGAUCGACUGGCCUAAAAAGCAACUAGGAGAAUUUUUCCUCAAAAAGUAUGAGUGGGACCUUCUUGCCGCGAGAUCCAUUUGGGCCUUCGGUCCAGAUUCAACAGGCCCGAACAUUCUAGUGGACGACACUCUCCCAUCAGAAGUUGACAAGGGGCUUUUGGGCUCAGUGAGGGACUAUAUCGUACAGGGUUUCCAAUGGGGUACACGAGAGGGUCCUCUUUGCGAUGAACCGAUUCGAAAUGUGAAGUUUAAGAUCUUGGACGCUCUGAUCUCGGGCGAGGCACAUCAACGUGGCUCAGGUCAGAUAAUUCCGACGGCCCGUCGAGUCGCCUACUCUGCCUUCAUGAUGGCCACACCACGACUCAUGGAACCGUACUACUACGUCGAAGUCCAGGCCCCUGCCGACUGUGUAUCUGCUGUCUACAACGUUCUCAAUCUUCGACGAGGCCACGUUACUCACGAUGCUCCAAUCUCCGGAUCACCGCUCUACAUAAUUAAAGCCUUUCUGCCAGUGAUUGACUCUUUCGGUUUUGAGACAGAUCUACGAACACACUCGCAGGGUCAAGCCUUUUGCAUGUCCGUUUUCAACCAUUGGCAGAUGGUGCCUGGAGACCCACUAGACCGCACCAUUCAAAUACAGCCUCUGGUGGCGCAACCGGCCACUCACCUUGCUCGCGAGUUUAUGAUUAAGACAAGGCGAAGGAAGGGCCUCAAUGAAGACGUGAGCAUCAACAAGUACUUCGAUGACCCAAUGUUGCUGGAAUUCGCAAAGCAGGAUGUCAUGCUAAGUUACGCAUUGUAA
Hydatigera taeniaeformis is the source of this 2949-nucleotide messenger RNA. Lineage: Eukaryota; Metazoa; Platyhelminthes; Cestoda; Cyclophyllidea; Taeniidae. The record is from the annotation of a GenBank genome assembly.